Molecule: messenger RNA, 1608 nt
Organism: Procambarus clarkii (red swamp crayfish)
Lineage: Eukaryota; Metazoa; Arthropoda; Malacostraca; Decapoda; Cambaridae
Product: formin-2-like
Source: RefSeq, a predicted model, not a curated record
AUGCCUGCAAUCAUAUUCAGUAUAGUCGCAGGGCAAGACAAGGGAGACCCCACAGUCCUGGCGCGCCUGCCCACACCAGGCCGUGCACGCCUGCCCACACCAGGCCGUGCACGACUGCCCACACCAGGCCGUGCACGCCUGCCCACACCAGGCCGUGCACGACUGCCCACACCAGGCCGUGCACGACUGCCCACACCAGGCCGUGCACGACUGCCCACACUAGGCCGUGCACGACUGCCCACACCAGGCCGUGCACGACUGCACACACCAGGCCGUGCACGACUGCCCAUACCUGGCCGUGCACGACUGCCCACACCAGGCCGUGCACGACUGCCCACACCAGGCCGUGCACGACUGCCCACACUAGGCCGUGCACGACUGCACACACCAGGCCGUGCACGACUGCCCAUACCUGGCCGUGCACGACUGCCCACACCAGGCCGUGCACGACUGCCCACACCAGGCCGUGCACGACUGCCCACACCAGGCCGUGCACGACUGCCCACACCAGGCCGUGCACGACUGCCCAUACCUGGCCGUGCACGACUGCCCACACCAGGCCGUGCACGACUGCCCACACCAGGCCGUGCACGACUGCCCACACCAGGCCGUGCACGACUGCCCAUACCUGGCCGUGCACGACUGCCCACACCAGGCCGUGCACGACUGCCCACACCAGGCCGUGCACGACUGCCCACACCAGGCCGUGCACGACUGCCCACACCAGGCCGUGCACGACUGCCCACACCAGGCCGUGCACGACUGCCCAUACCUGGCCGUGCACGACUGCCCACACCAGGCCGUGCACGACUGCCCACACCAGGCCGUGCACGACUGCCCACACUAGGCCGUGCACGACUGCACACACCAGGCCGUGCACGACUGCCCAUACCUGGCCGUGCACGACUGCCCACACCAGGCCGUGCACGACUGCCCACACCAGGCCGUGCACGACUGCCCACACCAGGCCGUGCACGACUGCCCACACCAGGCCGUGCACGACUGCCCACACCAGGCCGUGCACGACUGCCCAUACCUGGCCGUGCACGACUGCCCACACCAGGCCGUGCACGACUGCCCACACCAGGCCGUGCACGACUGCCCACACCAGGCCGUGCACGACUGCCCACACCAGGCCGUGCACGACUGCCCACACCAGGCCGUGCACGACUGCCCAGACCUGGCCGUGCACGACUGCCCACACCAGGCCGUGCACGACUGCCCACACCAGGCCGUGCACGACUGCCCACACCAGGCCGUGCACGACUGCCCACACCAGGCCGUGCACGACUGCCCACACCAGGCCGUGCACGCCUGCCCACACCAGGCCGUGCACGCCUGCCCACACCAGGCCGUGCACGCCUGCCCACACCAGGCCGUGCACGCCUGCCCACACCAGGCCGUGCACGACUGCCCACACCAGGCCGUGCACGCCUGCCCACACCAGGCCGUGCACGACUGCCCAUACCUGGCCGUGCACGACUGCCCACACCAGGCCGUGCACGACUGCCCACACCAGGCCGUGCACGACUGCCCACACCAGGCCGUGCACGACUGCCCACACCAGGCCGUGCACGACUGCCCAUACCUGGCCGUGCACGAUUGUAG